Messenger RNA from Cyprinus carpio (common carp), 1630 nucleotides. RefSeq lists its product as uncharacterized. The transcript has 6 exons. Bases 89 to 1630 code for a protein of 513 amino acids. The record is from RefSeq and is a predicted model, not a curated record. NCBI's taxonomy places the organism in Eukaryota, Metazoa, Chordata, Actinopteri, Cypriniformes, Cyprinidae.
UCUAAAUUAAAAUUGUAAACUUUUUGAUUCAUUGCAUGCCUAAAUUUAACUUAACCAAACUUUUUUUUUUUAUAACUACAGAAUCAUCAUGUCUGCCCGACUUCGAGUUAUACUGGAAGAAGAAAUUCGCAAGCUUUCCUUGCCUUCAGGAAUACCGCAGACUCUAGAGGAAUUGAAGGAUAUUGUACAAGAGACUUUUGCAAUUGAAAAAGAUUUUAGUUUGCAGUUCCAGGACCAAGAUGGCCAGUUUUUUACUCUCCUUGAAACUGACGAAAUAAAGGACAAAGACACCAUCAAGGUGGUCCUUGCUGAACCAGUUAUCACAGUAACUUUUCAAGAUUCUUCUAAGGAUCAAGGAGUCCUGGAUAGCUUUGAUAGCAGUUGCACUGAGUUAUUGGAAGAUGUUGGUUCCUGCUCCACUGCAUCCAGCGAUACCACAAUUCUGUCUUCUCCAGGUAGCACCUCCUCACUUCGUUCUGUGCCUUGGCCAGCUCAGUUUGUAAUUCCUACCUUCUCUUUUGACACGGAGCUCAUUCUUCAAGCAGCAAAUGAAGCUAAUAGAAAGGAUGGAACCUUACUUUGCAAUCCUGCAGUAAAAUCCAACAUUCUGGACAAACUAGCAGAGAGUAUCUUUGUCUACACCGCCUAUCCAUCAAGUGCACAAAGGGAGCAGGUUGCUGAGGCCCUGGUUAUGAAACACCCAUGUUUGAGGGACCCAGUAUCCUUCAAUGGUUUAUAUAGUUGGCACAACAGCCUGAAGUACAAACUUGGAAAUUUCAGAGCAAAGGUGAAACAUCUUGGAAUACCAGAGCUAAAUGUCAACUGUCUCAAGAGAAAGUCAGCUGCAGAUAAAACCCCCAGCAAAAAACUUAAAAGCAAGAAAUCUGAGGUAAACUAUCUCCCGCCUCAUCCUCAAGGCGAAACUGAUACAUCCCUUGAAAAGGAGAGAGUGGAGCUUCUCUAUGAGUACAAGAAGAGAGACAACAACAGUGUCAUUAAUGAGAAGAUGGCAAAAACCUUCUCACUGCGUCGUAAAGAUGUGAUCCAGAAACCACUUGUUAUUGACUUAAAUGCUCGAUGGCCUGCCCUGUUUGAGUUUUCCCAGAUCGAGGAGGAAUUCCGGAGGAUCACACUGAAGCCACUACAGUCCACAUUCUUUGGGAAGUUGGACGAAUACACGCCUAAAUUGUUGAGACUCUACAGGAAGAAGGGAGGAGCUGUUGGGAAGAAACUUGAUGAGACCCUUGAAAUCAUGAAUGAGGACAACAGCAUUGAGUCCAGAAGAGAAUCUGUGAUCAGAGGCCUCAUUCUCUACCUUGGUGAAAAGACAGAGGAAUUAAUCAAGGACUACCGGGUUUGUGAUGACGAUGAUGCUGCAGCCAUCCAAGAGGCCAUCACUUCAUUUGUACUCAACAUCUUUGUGGUCAGCAAAACCAGGGAUGGAGGUCUCAAGAAGCAAGCUGGAAUAGUCAUUGAGGGAGCAAAGGUUUUUCAGAAGAUCUUCCUGGAGCUGGAGGACGUUAACAAAAAAUGUCCUCCAAAGUCCACGAUCUCAAGGGCCAAAUUUGUGGGUCACUCAUUGGGUACCCGCGGGUACCCGAACCCGUGCAGGACUCUGGCCCAGCCCUAA